AUGCCUCGCAAGACCAAAUCCACUCUGGCAAACCAUAGUUUCCCAGCGUUCUAUGCGUGCUAUCUCCUAAAGAGUGUACGCACGCUACGCUCUACAGCGUUUGUAUCUUAUUUCAGGACAUACAUUGGGAGUACCCCGAGCCCCCCUCGCCGAAUUAGGCAACAUAAUGGUGAAAUCACUCAAGGCGCGUGGAAAACCAAGCACAAUCGUCCUUGGGUUAUGCAAAUGAUAGUACACGGAUUUCCUUCCAAAUUGGCCGCUUUGCAGUUUGAGUGGGCUUGGCAGCAUCCCCAUAUUUCACGACACCUCCGCGACAACGACGGCCAGGCUGUUUUCAGCGAAAGUAACAGACGGAAAAACCUCAAAUCAAACGUAUCGGUCGCGCGAAGUAUGAUCUGUUCUCACCCUUAUAGCACAUGGCCUUUACGUGUCGCCCUGUUUACCGAAGAGGCUUCCAAAGCCUGGAAGGACGCAUCCACAUCGUUGAUCUCAAAAAACGCCGACCCUCUCGCUACCGCCUUGUGCCCCACACCAGGUUGUCAUGCCGUCUCUCAUCUGUUGUGUUUGUCCGAGAGUUUCCUACGCCUCACCUCCUCAAAUAAGCAGGUCAUCCCCAGAGGCGGUGAAUGUAGCUCAUGUGGCUCAUACGUCUUGUGGGGAGAUGUCAUACGU
Molecule: messenger RNA, 672 nt
Organism: Postia placenta MAD-698-R-SB12
Lineage: Eukaryota; Fungi; Basidiomycota; Agaricomycetes; Polyporales; Adustoporiaceae
Exons: 5
Biological process (GO): double-strand break repair via homologous recombination
Cellular component (GO): Slx1-Slx4 complex
Molecular function (GO): crossover junction DNA endonuclease activity; 5'-flap endonuclease activity
Source: RefSeq, a predicted model, not a curated record